Molecule: messenger RNA, 1122 nt
Organism: Dipodomys ordii (Ord's kangaroo rat)
Lineage: Eukaryota; Metazoa; Chordata; Mammalia; Rodentia; Heteromyidae
Gene: Celf5
Product: CUGBP, Elav-like family member 5
Exons: 11
Coding region: 1-1122 (373 amino acids)
Biological process (GO): regulation of alternative mRNA splicing, via spliceosome; mRNA splice site recognition
Cellular component (GO): ribonucleoprotein complex; nucleus; cytoplasm
Molecular function (GO): mRNA binding
Source: RefSeq, a predicted model, not a curated record
AUGACAGGUGGGAGCCAUCUGUACAUUCAGUUCGACAGCGUCAAAUCCGUGCGCAGCGGCUGUGCCUUCCUUACCUAUUGUGCCAGGGAUUCUGCCAUCAAAGCUCAGACGGCCCUGCACGAACAGAAGACCUUGCCCGGGAUGGCGCGGCCAAUCCAGGUGAAGCCUGCGGACAGCGAGAGCAGAGGAGGCUGUGCAUUUGUAAAGUUCUCGUCCCACACUGAGGCUCAGGCAGCCAUCCACGCCCUGCACGGCAGCCAGACCAUGCCGGGUGCCUCCUCCAGCCUGGUGGUCAAGUUUGCCGACACAGACAAGGAGAGGACACUCCGGCGCAUGCAACAGAUGGUCGGUCAGCUGGGUAUCCUGACGCCAUCCCUCACCCUGCCCUUCAGCCCGUACAGUGCCUACGCCCAGGCUCUCAUGCAGCAGCAGACCACCGUCCUGUCCACUUCCGGCAGCUACCUGAGCCCUGGCGUGGCCUUCUCACCCUGUCACAUCCAGCAGAUUGGCGCCGUCAGCCUUAAUGGGCUGCCUGCCACCCCCAUCGCUCCUGCCUCUGGGUUGCACUCGCCGCCGCUGCUGGGCACCGCCGUCCCCGGCCUGGUGGCUCCCAUCGCCAAUGGUUUUGCUGGAGUUGUGCCCUUCCCUGGUGGGCACCCCGCCCUGGAGACCGUGUAUGCCAAUGGCCUUGUGCCCUAUCCAGCUCAGAGCCCCACCAUGGCCGAGACGCUCCACCCUGCCUUCUCCGGAGUCCAGCAGUACACAGCCAUGUACCCCACCGCGGCCAUCACGCCCAUCGCGCACAGCGUCCCCCAGCCGCCGCCCCUCCUGCAGCAGCAGCAGCGAGAAGGUCCCGAAGGCUGUAACCUGUUUAUCUACCACCUCCCCCAGGAGUUUGGCGACACGGAGCUGACGCAGAUGUUCCUACCCUUCGGCAAUAUCAUCUCCUCCAAGGUGUUUAUGGAUCGGGCUACCAACCAGAGCAAGUGUUUCGGAUUCGUGAGCUUUGACAACCCCGCCAGCGCGCAGACCGCCAUCCAGGCCAUGAACGGCUUCCAGAUCGGCAUGAAGAGGCUCAAGGUGCAGCUGAAGCGGCCCAAAGACCUGGGACACCCCUACUGA